AUGCGAAUAUUUUUCAUCAUUCCAGAUUCUUCAUUUCCAGACAGUGUUUCUCAUGACGUGCCCAUAGCCUUGAUUAUUGGACUAACAGUCGGUAGUUUGCUUUUCUGCAGUCUGCUUGUUGCACUGAUUGUGUUGCAGUGUCGACGUCGAAAGUUGCAAGGAGAUUAUCACAAAACUGAUUUGCAGCGAUUUAGUUCAGCUAUUGCUCUCAACGAUUGCGACGCUGAUCCAGAAAGCCCGCACCACAAAGUCAAUUCGUCAAAAUUGAAAUCCCAUCUACCAAAGCACGGCUACAGGCUCAUUCCAAUGCUGAGUAGCUUUCCAAAGGUCCAUAAAGGGUUCAUGUCUCCAGCCAAAAACGGCAGUAAUCGUAGAAACAGUAGUAGUAGCUUGAGUAGCAACCCAAACUGUGGAGGGCAAAGGUCGAGUGACUUGACUCGCAGCAAUGGAAGCUCCCCCAUAGUUAUGUCGCCUGCAGCUGCCGCUGCCCGACAUCAAUAUCGGUUGGUCCCCGAUGCUGACAUGCCAUUGAGAAUCUACAAAAACCCAGCCGCAAUGAACAACAGCCCUAAAACCAACAACAAAAACAAAAAAAUUGUGACCAACAAAAACAUCCAGAUGUCGAUGUUGGCUAGAAUCACGUGA
This is a messenger RNA of Acanthosepion pharaonis, 645 nucleotides long. NCBI's taxonomy places the organism in Eukaryota, Metazoa, Mollusca, Cephalopoda, Sepiida, Sepiidae. The record is from the annotation of a GenBank genome assembly.